AUGACUAACCCACAAGACAAUCUUGGAACUCAUACACCACCAUUUCCCUCACAUUCAACCAUACCUCCUCCACCUAGUACAUCGUCAAAACCUAGACUGCGUAGGGUGAAAAUGCUUGCUCAAAAGACUGUAGCAUCUGGGGCUCUGAGGAAGAAAUUAAAUAAAAAUUUGAAGGGAAGCCAGGCCCAAAUCUCCAGCUCCAGCUCUGAUUCUAAAUCAUAUCAAUCCGCUACUGAGGGGGAAGGACCUGGGUCUUCUGACUCUGAAAAGACUCAAGAAUAUCCAUUUAAGGAAAUUUCUUCUGAGAAUCUAGAAUCUAGGUUUACUCAGGUUGGAUAUGUUAAGGAUGUAGAAGUACCAGGGUCAGAAAGGAGUGGAGAAAGGGUAGAAGAGAGUGGCAUGAAGUCAGGGAGAAGUGGUUCUGGGGAAGCUACUGAGGGAACUCCCACAACAAAAGCCCCUAAUGUUCCUAAGCCUUCCAAGAAAAGAAUGGCUUCCUCCCCAACACCUAUUGCCUCUUCACUACCAAGGGGUAUAGCCAAAAGAAGCAGGGUGAAACUGAGUGAAGUUGAUCUACAAAGGGCUUUAAAAGAGAAUAAGAAAAAGAAAAUGGAUAAAGGAAAAGGAAAGAUUGCAGAACCCUCAGAGGCUAUUGAGGAAGAGGAGAUGGAACUGGUCCAUAAAGAAAGGGGUACAUCAGUUGAGGUUCCUACCCCCAAACCUAAAAAGCCCAAAACCUCCUCUAAGAAGUCUUCCUCUGUGUCUGAGGCCGGUGAACCUACACUAGCCAAGAAGACAAGAUCUGCAGUGAAAACCAAACAAUCAAAAAUUUCUGAAGAUGAUGACUGGAGUGGAGAAGAAGAAGAAGAAAAUGAUUCUGAGAAGGAAUAG
Messenger RNA from Nicotiana tabacum (common tobacco), 891 nucleotides. Lineage: Eukaryota; Viridiplantae; Streptophyta; Magnoliopsida; Solanales; Solanaceae. The record is from RefSeq and is a predicted model, not a curated record.